CCGAGUCGAUAGGUCUAAUCGCUCCGUAGGAUUUAGGAACGCUUGUUUUGACAUCAAAGUCGAUCAAAAUCCACCUUGUAGUUCUGGGUACAAGAAAUUAGGGUUUGUGGCUUCUGGAACAAGAUGACCAGGCGCAGUGGGAAACGUGAGAAGGCGAUCUCUUCUACGAGCGACGACCGCAGGAAACCUGAGAAAUCAGGGGCGGAAGCGCCACCCAAAGCAGUUGGUGAGAGUGGCAGCAGCCGAAAGGUGCUGGGUCUCAAGAAGGAUAACAGGCAUAAGAAAAUUAUGAGGAAUUACAGAAAAAUGCAACGCGCUCGGCGCAAGGAUCCUUACGCUGAUUUCCGCCAAUAUCCCACUAACAAGCUGGCGGAUCUGGACCUAAUCCACAAGUACAUCAGGCAGCUAAAAGAGAGCGAUGGUUUUGACGUGGAUGUUUAUCCGGGUCUUUGUUUCGCAGCUGUGUACGUCCCUCGACCCGAGUUUAAGGAACCUUGCCAACUUCGAACAGAUGCUAUUGAAAUGUCUCAGUUGGCAGUUGCCCAAUUCAACAGUGACAACAGAGAUAGCAAGGGGGUACCAUACGAGUUCCAAGGUAUUGAGAGGGUAGUUUCAUACUCUUGUAAUGGGGAAAUCUUUCUCAUUACCUUCCAAGCUCGAGAGGCUGAAACUGAUGAUAUCAAGACUUUUCAAGCUAAGGUGUUUGAUCCUCCCGGUUUGGACGAGGAGGAGGAGAGAGAGGUCAUGCUCGUCAGACUUAAAGAACUCUAGAUUAAUGAUAAUGGGGAAUUGGAAUGUGCGACCUCAGCUCCUUUGUCUAUGUGUUUCUCUACAUUUUCAAGUGUACACAUCGAGUGUUCGUGUAGUGGUUGUCUUUGUAUGCAUGUUUGUGUUUUAUCUUUAAUAUGAGUACAGUAUCUCUCAUGUCAUUGUCUUGCUCAGUCGGGGAAGUACUUUAAGUCAUCAGAUAGCAGCUAACUGUUCCCCUUUGGGUGCUCUCUUAAGCCAUGUCUUCUGUCUAAUUUUAGAGUUCAAUGAAAGUCUCCAAUUACCCAACUAUGGAGUUGUAUGCAAAUGGUGUUACUAUGGUGGUAUUUACGUGAGUAAAGGUCUGGAUCUUGAAAUUUGUUA
Molecule: messenger RNA, 1131 nt
Organism: Coffea eugenioides
Lineage: Eukaryota; Viridiplantae; Streptophyta; Magnoliopsida; Gentianales; Rubiaceae
Exons: 3
Coding region: 124-771 (215 amino acids)
Source: RefSeq, a predicted model, not a curated record